Thlaspi arvense is the source of this 546-nucleotide messenger RNA. The record is from the annotation of a GenBank genome assembly. Lineage: Eukaryota; Viridiplantae; Streptophyta; Magnoliopsida; Brassicales; Brassicaceae.
AUGACAACAUACGGCACAAAUCCGACGUCGGCUAACGACCUAGCACCCAAACUCGAGUACAUCACACGAGCCAACGACCAACACAACGUAAGACCCGGCCUCGCCACGCGCCGCCCGUGGAAGCAAAUGCUCGACCUCCACUCCUUCAACUUCCCGCGCAAAUUAGCCACCGUGAUCACCAGGAUCAGAGCCAACACCGUCUACUUCCAAACCAACUACACCAUAGUCGUCCUCUUCACCGUCUUCCUCAGCCUGAUCUGGAACCCCUUCUCCCUCCUAAUCCUACUCUCCCUAAUCGGCGCGUGGCUCUUCCUCUACUUCCUCCGUGACGAACCGCUCACUGUUUUCGACCGCGAGAUCGACCACCGUCUCGUCCUCAUCGUCAUGUCCGUUCUCACUCUCUCGAUCCUUCUCUUGACCGACGCAAAGCUCAAUAUUGCAGUGGCCGUCAUGGCAGGCGCGGCGGCUGUGUUGUUUCACGCAGCUGUAAGGAAAACCGAAGACAUGUACCAAAACGACGAUGAAACCAGUCGUUUGCUUCCAUAA